Coregonus sp. 'balchen' is the source of this 1596-nucleotide messenger RNA. Lineage: Eukaryota; Metazoa; Chordata; Actinopteri; Salmoniformes; Salmonidae. The record is from the annotation of a GenBank genome assembly.
AUGAUGAGACCUAAGGAUCUGCGCCAGGGCUCUGGCACCAAGACCUUCCUGGACGCCAUGCACGAUGGCAAAGUGCACCUGGCACGCUUUGUCCUGGACGCGCUGGACAACCGCAUAAUCAACUCCAAGACGGAAAAUGGCCGUACCCCUCUGAUGUUCGCCGUUUGCCUGCAGGACCCCGGGGGCAGGGCUAAGUUUACCCGCUUGCUGCUGGAAAAAGGGGCCGACGUGAAUUGCCAGGACGAGCACGGGCGUACCUCCUUGAGCCUGACCUGUGAGCUGGGCCACCUGGACGUGGUCAAACUCCUGGUGCAGUUCAACGCCGACCCUGAUGUAUCUGACGCCUGGGGGAACAGCGCCCUGAUGUACGCAGCCUACACCGGCCACAGCCACGUGCUGGAGUUCCUGGUCAGGGCUUUCAAAAGAAUGGGCCUGAGACUGGACCACACCAAUCAGGCUGGCCACUCUGCCAUCCAGGUGGCCAACUUCUUUGGGCACGACCAGUGUGUCCAGGCCCUGAACUCUGGGAGGAGGGGGGUGGUGUCAGAUGACCCACUAGGGGAGGUCGGAAUUGGGAAGGAGGCCGGGACAGAGCGGCAGCAGCCCAACAAGCUCCCCAGGCAGGUUCUGGAGAGGUUCUCUAAACAGUUCCACAGCCAGGAUGAAGACCAUCUGCCUGGCGUGUUCCAGAGACAGCUGAGGGUCGGGGACAGUAACAAACUGUGGGCGCGCAUCAGAUGCCAGAAUCAGUCCCUAGAUAGAAAUGGCAAUCACCUUGAGAGGGCCCUGUCGGAAGAAGAACAGGAUGACAUAUUCACAGCCAAACAGAUACAGAACCAUAAGCUACGGGACAUGGGGGGAGUUAAAAAACUAAGCCAUCACCCAGAGCCAUGCCAGAAAGAUGUCAGCAGACACAGAGGAAUGAAACUGGAGGUGCCAAAGAGUAUUCCACUCUGGGACAAAGCAAAGCCAUUUAACCUGGACCUCCUGAGCAGCAGAAAGCAGUCCUAUCAGGGUGAUAUGCGUGACAUGAGUCUAUCAGGCAGUAAAUUAAAGAGAGCCUCGCUGCAGGAUGAGAGAUCCCUGAUAGCUAAGAUUGAGUGUCAAGAGAGCACCUGUGAGGUGACAAACGAUGCUGACAAAACUGUCACGGCAUCAAAAGCACUUUUAAACUGUAAAAAUAAAUCUCAGAGAGCGCCCGAGGAUUCCACCAGGGCGCCAAAAAAUGAUAAUAAUGACGUCACUCAAUCAAGCAGGAGAGGGAGUCAGAAGCGCGGCAGCCUCCCGUCGAAUGGGCGACUCAACAAACUCCUCUUCCACAGAGCAGAGAUGGAGCCAGAGACGAUUCCUGUCCGUCCACCGGGGUUCACCGGGCUGGGGACCAGAUUACUGCGGCGAUUCACUGCCCCCGAGUUCAUGAGAAUGGUAAUUGACUGUUCCUCCGGUUCCUCACAGGGCAGAGGGAGGAUGUCCCGGUCCGAGACUUUUCCCUUUUCAAACACGCACCAGAGAGUUAACAGUCAGCCAAGCGUGGACAGCAUUAGCGGGGUGAAGUGUGAAUUUGAGAGCAGUUCCCGAGUUGUCUCCCUCGAGUAA